AUGGCUAACAUCUCCAUCCUCUCUCUUUCUCUAAGCUUCCUCUUAGUUUUCCAUGGCUGCCUUGCUUUACGCCCUUUCCAGCAGCAGCAGCAGCAAAACCAGUGCCAGAUUCAAAGAAUCAAUGCUCUUCAACCCAAUGAACGAGUUCAAGCUGAAGCUGGGUGGACUGACUUCUUUGAUUCCAGCAACCAGCAGUUCCUGUGUGCCGGAGUGGAGGUCAUCCGCCACCAUAUCCAACCACAAGGGCUUCUUUUACCUUCUUACGUAAACACUCCCCUCAUGGUCUACAUUGUACAAGGGAGGGGUUAUCAAGGAACUAUGUUACCUGGGUGUCCGGAGACAUUCCAGUCAUCGCAACAACUUCAGGAGGGAAGUGAAUCGUUCCAAGAUCGCCACCAGAAGAUCCGCCAUUUCCAGCAAGGUGAUGUGGUGGUUUUCCCCGCCGGAGCUGCUCACUGGAUGUACAACGACGGACAAGAGGAAGUUAUUGCUGUUGCUUUGCUCGACUCCACUAACUCAGCAAACCAGCUUGACCAGUUCCACAGAAGAUUCUUCCUUGCUGGAAACCCACAACAAGGACAAGGACAACAACAACAACAAAAAGGAGGAAAAACAUGGGGGAGGAGUCAGAAAGGACAGUCACAGGAGGAGGGUUCCGGCAACAUUUUCCGUGGCUUCGAUCUUGAAAUGCUUGCAGAGGUAUUCAAUGUCGACCAAGAGACAGCUGAGAAACUUCAAAGUCCAGAUGACACCAGAGGUCACAUUGUGAAGGUGGAAAGAGGUCUUCAAGUUAUCAGGCCACCAAUGAAGAGUGAGCAACAAGAACAAAGAGGCCGUGGAGGUGCCGCUAAUGGUUUCGAAGAGACCAUUUGCUCAGCUAAGAUGACACACAACAUCGACGAUCCUUCACGUGCAGAUUUCUAUAACCCACAAGCUGGAUGGUGCAACAAUCUCAACAGUUUCAAACUCCCCAUCCUCCAAAUGCUUCAACUCAGUGCCGAAAGGGGAGUUCUUCGCAGGAAUGCUAUAGUGUCGCCACACUGGUUGAUGAAUGCACACAGUAUAAUCUACGUGACAAAGGGAGACAUGGGGAUGCAGAUAGUGAACCACGAGGGACAAACAGUGUUCGACGACCAGAUCCAGGAAGGGCAGCUAGUGGUGGUGCCACAGAACUUUGCGGUGGUGCAAAAGGCAGGCGAACAAGGGUGCCAAUGGAUAGCUUUCAGGACCAAUGACAACGCCAUGAUUAACACCUUGGCUGGUCAUACUUCUGCUCUAAGGGCUAUGCCGGUGAAUGUGAUUGCAAACGCAUACCAGAUGACGCCGGAACAAGCAUGGAGCUUGAAGUUUAACAGGAAGGAGACGGUGAUGUUCAGCCCGACGUCGAGGUCUUCCGGGAGGUCUAUUGCUGCUUAA
Molecule: messenger RNA, 1416 nt
Organism: Lactuca virosa
Lineage: Eukaryota; Viridiplantae; Streptophyta; Magnoliopsida; Asterales; Asteraceae
Source: the annotation of a GenBank genome assembly